This is a messenger RNA of Phragmites australis (common reed), 1877 nucleotides long. RefSeq names its product RNA-binding protein 208-like. NCBI's taxonomy places the organism in Eukaryota, Viridiplantae, Streptophyta, Magnoliopsida, Poales, Poaceae. The coding region runs from base 244 to 1569 and encodes 441 amino acids. The transcript is spliced from 12 exons. Gene Ontology annotation, molecular function: mRNA binding. The record is from RefSeq and is a predicted model, not a curated record.
UCGAUAGGGAGCACGACGACGAAGAGAAAAACAGAGAGGGAAAAAAUAGGGGGAAAACCAAGAAAAAUAUCACCUCCUCUUCCUCCGUUCCCCUUCUCGAUCCCCACGAGAAAUUAUCCCCCAAAUCUUUCGAUCUGUUCUACCCAAUCCACCGAUCCGUCGAUCGAUCCGUUCGUGGAUUCGGUUUGCUGGGGUUCCGAUCUGGUCUUCGCCUCGCCAGAGGAGCCGGAGGAGGGGGAGGAAAUGAACGGCGCCGGGGGCACCCACCAGCAGCAGCAGCAACGGCUCCGGCUGCAGCAGCAGCAGCAGGCGCUCCUGAUGCAGCAGGCGCUGCAGCAGCAACAGCAGCAGUACCAGUCCGGCGUCCUUGCCGCCGCAGCAGCGGCGGCCAUGACUCAGAUGGAGCCUAUUUCUAAUGGCAAUCUUCCACCUGGGUUUGAUCCAUCCACAUGUCGCAGUGUGUAUGUGGGAAAUGUAAACCCUAAUGUCACUGAGAGCCUUCUGAUUGAAGUUUUCCAGAGUGCCGGCCUUGUGGAAAGAUGCAAGCUCAUCCGAAAAGAGAAGUCCUCCUUUGGGUUUGUUGACUACUAUGAUCGGAGAUCUGCAGCUCUAGCAAUCAUGACCCUUCAUGGCCGUCACAUAUAUGGACAAGCAAUCAAGGUGAACUGGGCUUAUGCAAGUACGCAGAGAGAGGAUACAUCCGGGCAUUUCCAUAUUUUUGUUGGUGAUUUAAGUUCUGAAGUGAAUGAUGCUACUCUUUAUGCCUGUUUCUCAGCAUAUCCUUCUUGUUCUGAUGCUCGAGUCAUGUGGGACAACAAAACCGGACGCUCCAGAGGUUAUGGUUUUGUCUCCUUCCGUAAUCAACAGGAAGCUGAAAAUGCUAUAACUGAAAUGACUGGAAAAUGGCUUGGAAGCAGACAAAUAAGGUGCAACUGGGCGACAAAGAACAAUUCAGAAGAGAAACAAGAAACUGACAAUCAGAAUGCAGUUAUACUAACAAAUGGUAGCUCCGGUAAUGCAGCAACAGACUCAAGCCAGGAUGCGGGAAGUAAAGAGAACCCAGAGAACAACCCUGAUUGUACUACGGUAUAUGUUGGCAACCUCGGACAUGAGGUUAACCGAGAUGAGCUUCACCGCCACUUCUAUAACUUAGGGGUUGGGGCAAUUGAGGAAAUUCGUGUUCAACAGGAUAAAGGGUUUGGAUUUGUGAGAUACAGCACCCACGGUGAAGCAGCAUUAGCUAUUCAGAUGGCCGGUGGAUUGGUAGUCCGUGGGAAACCAAUUAAGUGCUCAUGGGGUAAUAAACCAACUCCACCUGGGACUACUUCCAAGCCACUGCCCCCUCCAGUUGCUCCAUAUCAGCCUGCUGUAGCGAUGCCAGGUGUCCCGCAAGGCUUCACAGCAGCUGAGCUUCUGGCUUAUCAGAGGCAGCUUGCAGCUGGGCAGAUCGCUGGCCAACAAGGUCUCGCAGGUCAGGUAUCUGCAGGGCUUCUUGCUGCUGGUUCUCAGGCCCUCUACGACGGCUACCCGAAUCAGUCAUCCGCCCAGCAGCUUAUGUACUACAACUAGGGUUCCUUAAAGAGGAAGGCAAUCUGUAGUGGUCAGCUUGUUUGAUGCAAGCCUGGCCUUCCUCUUCAUGUUACAAAUUUCUGGUUCCUGUACUAUGUGCUUGAGAGUUUUUCUUGUUCUCUGCUUGCCGCGGGAUUGUGUUAUUAUCCUCUUACUGUACCAUUGACCAUUUUUCUUGUCAAAUUUCGUUGAGUAGUUCACUUUAACAGAGUAAGAGAUGUAUUCGAUGUGAAUUUGCGAUUAAUUAAUGUAAUGCUCUUCUGAUGCCCCCUGAGGAUGGGCUUCGGUUGCUAGGCUGGUUCAUGAUC